Myxocyprinus asiaticus (Chinese sucker) is the source of this 8069-nucleotide messenger RNA. Its product is annotated as cation-independent mannose-6-phosphate receptor-like. Bases 137 to 6667 code for a protein of 2176 amino acids. Gene Ontology annotation, biological process: lysosomal transport. Gene Ontology annotation, cellular component: trans-Golgi network; late endosome; plasma membrane. Lineage: Eukaryota; Metazoa; Chordata; Actinopteri; Cypriniformes; Catostomidae. The transcript has 43 exons. The record is from RefSeq and is a predicted model, not a curated record. Gene Ontology annotation, molecular function: D-mannose binding; signaling receptor activity; insulin-like growth factor binding.
UGCGCACUAGUUUAUUUUUUGACAUAAAAUAUGAGUCGUUUGCGUGUUUAUAGAUCGGCACUCCUUCGCCGAGUCUCUGCUAGUGUUGUAUCUACUUUGAUAUUGCUUCAGUGUGUAUCAUCAGCAGUGGGGUCGGAUGACAGCCCAUGGUUCCAGGAUCUGUGCAAGGGAGCUCUCCUUGCAGAAAGUCUCGCCUGCUGUGCUCGAUUUCAACAGCUCGAAGAAAUGCGACGGCAAGAGCAGCAACAUUCAGAGCAGCAUCACCUUUCACUGCGGCAAAACAAUGGGCACACCAGAGUUCGUCACCGUCUCUGAGUGUGUGCAUUACUUUGAAUGGAGGACGUAUGCUGCCUGCAGAAGAGUUAAAUUCAAACCACAUAAAGAGGUCCCCUGCUAUGUCUUUGACACGGAUGGAAAGAAACACGACCUGAACCCACUGAUUAAACUCACGGAUGGUUACCUGGUCGAUGACCCAGAUGACGACAUUGAUUUCUACAUUAAUAUAUGCAGAAAUCUAAACCGAGCCGGAAGUCUCUGUCCAGAGGGAUCUGCUGCUUGUCUCACCUCCGGCAAAGGUUCCUUUGACAUGGGUCAGCCCGUCAACCAGCUCGAGCGGCUCUCCAAUGACAAACUAAGGCUACGGUAUGAAAAUGUUAAAGAAAGCCCAGAAUUCUGUGAUGGUCACAGUCCAGCAGUGACAAUUACAUUCAUUUGUCCAUCUAAAAGACAAGUGGGCAGUAUCCCAAAGAUGAUAAGCAACUCAAACUGUCGUUAUGAGAUCGAGUGGGUGACUGAGUACGCCUGCCACAGAGACUACCUUGAGAGUCACGAGUGCAAACUGACCAGUGCUCAGCAUGACAUCGCCAUUGACCUCACUCACCUGACCCGUGGAAUUGCAGAAGGAGCAUACAUGACUGAGGCUAAAAAUGGCAAUGACACCUAUAUGUUUUAUAUGAAUGUGUGCGGGGAGACCAAGGCUGGUGGCUGUGAUGAUGGCAAGGGUUCCGUAUCCGCCUGCCAAGUCAAAGACAAAAGCAAUGUGAAGAAGAUUGCCGGCAGAUUCCAGAACCAAACACUGAGGUAUUCUGAUGGGGAUCUCACACUGAUCUACCCAGACGGCAGCAGAUGCAGUACUGGAUUUCAGCGCAUGACCAUCAUUAACUUUGAGUGCAACUCAAACGCUGGUAAUGGCGAGCCGGUGUUCACAGGAGAGUCUGACUGCACAUAUUACUUUGACUGGGAAACAGCAUAUGCGUGUAUUAAAGACAAGGAAGAUCUGCUGUGUCGAGUCACAGACCACAAAAAGCGCUAUGACCUCUCACCCCUAACACGCUUCCCAGAAUCUAAUGGAUCUCAAAACUGGGAGGCUGUGGACGCCAAGGCAAAAGAGUCUGAUAAGAAGAGAAUUUACAUCAACGUUUGUCAUAAAAUUAUCCAGAAGGGGACAGCCAGCUCUUGCCCGGAGGAUGCAGCAGUAUGUGCAGUGGCAAAUGAAAAAACAAUGAGUUUGGGAAAAUUCCUCUCUUCUCCACAAAAAGCAUCUGAAGGUGAUGACAUCCGACUCAUAUACACAGAUGGAGAGGUAUGCCGGGGGAAGAUGAAGGUUCAGACCAUCAUCACUCUAAAGUGUAAGCCUGGAGACAUUGAGAGCGCUCCGAUCUUGAGGAGCACGUCCAGUGACGGCUGCAUAUAUGAGUUUGAAUGGCUCACCGCUUUUGCAUGUGUCCUCUCCAAAACUGAAGGGGACGACUGCAAGGUUGAAGACUCUCAAGCAGGGGUUUCAUUUGAUCUGUCCCCCUUACGGAAACCUAACGGAGGCUACUAUAACUUGUCCAGUGGAAAUUAUGAUUACUUCAUUAAUGUAUGUGGCAACAUUAAUGCCGCAAAGUGUCCAGAGACUGCAGGGGCCUGUCAAGUUCACCAGAGGCAAGAUGAGGACGAGCACACUUACAACUUCAAGUGGUACACAUCCUACGCCUGUCCAGAGAGACCACAUGAAUGUGUCGUGACGGAUCCCAAGACUCUGCAACAGUAUGACCUGUCCAGUUUGUCUAUAUAUAAUGGUGGCCGGAACUGGCAGUCCAUGCAGACCUCUGACCCCAGCAGCCCCAAGAAGUACUACAUAAAUGUGUGCCGGCCACUCAAACCCGUGCCUGGCUGUGACCGGCGAGCUUCAGUCUGUGAGAUGAAAUUUGAGACUGACAAGGAAGGACUGUCUGAGAAGGUGGAGGUUAGUAACUUGGGCAUUGCGAAGAAAGCCCCAGUAAUAGAGGAGGAGGGACAGCUCAUGUUGGAGUACACAGGUGGGUCGGUGUGUGAAGCAGAUGGAGAGAUGACCACAUACGCAACACGCAUCCACUUUGUAUGCUCCGCAAGGACAGGGCCAUCUGGCCCUCGCUUUUUGGGGAAGCAUAAAUGUAUCAUCGAAUUUGUUUGGGACACAGAAGCAGCCUGUGCCAUCUCAACUGUUGUAGACACCAACCAGACCUGCACAGUGAAACAUCCCAGUACCGGCUUCGAAUUCAACCUGAAGCCACUGGCCUCUGAAAAGGGAUACCGCGUCAGUGCUCAUGGAAAAGACUUUGUCGUGAAUAUUUGUGAUGCUGUAAAAGACUGUGGAAGUGUUGAUGGGAAAGCUAUGACCGGCUGUGAGCUGGAAAAUGGUAAACCUGUGAGUCAGGUCGGAGUGGAACGCUCUCUCCAGUUCUCAACAGAUGGCUCUCUUACUCUAACAUACAAAGGAGCAGUGGAUAUACCGACAGGCACUGAAAACACCUUCAUCAUUAAUUUUGUGUGUGAUCAAAAUGCCGUCACACCCUCCCUGAAGUUUAGUCAAGAAGAACUGGGCACGAGUACCCAUGUAACCCACAGCGUGUUCUUUGAGCUGUCCACCGCACUAGCCUGUGAGCCCGCCCCUGUGGAUUGCCAAGUCUCUGAUUUACAAGGUAGAGAGUAUGACUUGGGUGACCUCAGCCUGGACGGUAAAUACUACGUUCCUCUGGACACCUCGGAUCAGGCCCAGUCUCAGAAGUUUUACAUCAACGUGUGCAAACCGCUGCCUCACGUCCAGGGCUGCCCUGCUGGUGCCAUAGGAGCAUGUGGCCAGAUCAGUGGCAGAGGGCUGAACCUGGGAUACGUGCAGUCUAGUCUGCAGACCGCGGCGGAUGGCUCAAUCAGUAUUGUAUAUCUGAAUGGGGACAAGUGUGGCACAGGGCAUUACUCCACCCGAAUCAUCUUCCAGUGUGACGACAGUCCUGGUGCACCCAUGUUUGAUCGCAAAGACGGCUGUGAAUACGUUUUCAUCUGGAGAACCUCAGAAGCCUGUCCAAUCAAAAGAGUGCAGGGUGAAAAUUGUAAAGUCAAGGAUCCCAAGAGUGGCUAUGAGUAUAAUCUUUCCCCAUUGUCUGGAAAGGACUAUGAAGUGAAGGGUUUGCAUUAUGAGUAUCACUUUGCAGUGUGCGGACCAAUUACAACUUCAGUCUGCCCUCACGGUCCCAGCAAACUGGUUUCCUCCUGUCAGGUAGAGGACCAAAGUCACAGGAUUGCAGGGAUAGCCAAUCAAAACCUCACGUUUGAUGACGGGAUUAUCAUGAUCAACUACACACACGGAGAAACCUGUCACAAGAUCUAUGAGCGAUCCACGGCCAUUCUCUUCUCCUGUGACCACAGCAAGAAUCCUGGUAAGCCAGAAUUUAUUCAGGAGACCGCCGACUGCACGUAUCUGUUUGAAUGGCACACAGUUUUGGCUUGCCCUUCGUUCAAAACCACAACCUGUUCCUACAAUGACGGAAAUGGCCACUCCUAUGAUCUUUCCUCAUUAGCCUUGCACAAAUCGAAUUGGAUGGUCGUGCCAGAAACAGCCAAUCAGAACCAGCGGUACUACAUUAAUGUCUGCAAGUCUCUGGUGCCUCAAACCGGUUUGUGGAGCUGCCCAUCCAGCGCUGCUGCUUGUUUGAAGGAUGGAGAUGAGUAUGUGAGUCUGGGGGAGGCAGAGACCGGUCCAAAGUGGGAUAAAAACAUCCUGAUCCUGAAGUACACAAAUGGACAGGCCUGUCUUGAUGGCAAGAGAAACAGAAGUACCAUCAUCCGCUUCAGCUGCGACCCUGAUAAAGUGGACUCUGAGCCCACUCUUAUCACGGCGAUAGAGAACUGUGUCUAUAGCUUUGUGUGGUUCACUUCUGCAGCCUGUCCCCUCAACAGCACUGAACACGGCGACUGCAAAGUUACAAAUCCAGCUACAGGUCAUCUUUUUGAUCUGAACGUCCUCAGUCGGGCUGGAGGAUAUAUGGCCUAUGAUCCAGUGGACCAUAGAAAGAUGUUCAGACUGAAUGUGUGUGGAGAAAUAGCCAACGCUGGAUGUGUCCCAGGAACAGGAGUGUGCAUCAAGAACGCUCAGACGGCCAUCAGUGGUGGAACAGCUACAAGAAAGCUGGUCUAUAAGGACCAGGUGGUGGAGCUCACCUAUGAGGGCGGAGACGCAUGUGCCGCAAACCCCUCCCUCAAACACAAGAGCAUUUUCAGCUUUGUCUGCAAGUCUGAGGGAGGAGGUACAGAUGAACCAGUGUUGGUGUACUCUGAUGAAACCAAAUGCACUCAUUUCUUCUCCUGGCACACCCCUUUGGUCUGCGAAAAACUGGUUAAGUGCUCUGUUUGGAAUGGCACCAAACAGAUUGACCUGGGUCCUCUGAUCCAUCUCACCGGUUACUAUACAGCUAUAGAUGAGGAUGUGGACAAGGAAAAGUCUCCUGACUUCUAUAUCAACAUCUGCCAACCCCUUAACCCCAUCCCAGGGGUCAACUGCCCUCCAGGUGCCGCCGUGUGCAUGGAACCCGUUGAUGGGGACCCGAUUGACAUCGGACGUAUCACCUCACCUCCGCGGUAUAACUUGGACACUAAAGAGGUGGAGAUCACCUUCGACAGCACAACUGUCUGCCCCUCCAAUUACACUUCCAACUACACCUCCAAGAUCAUCUUUACUUGCCAGAAAGGCGCAGACCUGGGUUCUCCUCAGAUGAUCCGGGCACAGGACUGCAUGUAUAUGUUUGAGUGGGCGACUCCUGUAGUGUGUCCAGAGACCAUUAUAUCACAGGGCUGCAACCUAACCGUUUCCCAGCUGCGCUACACCUUUGACCUCUCAGUGCUGUCAGGGGUCGUUCAGGUUCCUGGAAGCUCUGGCUCCUAUAAGAUCAAUGUGUGUGGCACUGUGACGGAUGCCACAUGUAAAGACAGUGCUGUAUGUCUGAUUUCCACUGGCUCAUCAGCUUCAUACGGGAACAGCAGAAUUAUGAACCUUGACUACAGGAGAGAGGAGCGGACUGUGAUCACGCAGUAUAGUGGAGGAGACACCUGCCCUCCAGUGACAGAUAAAGCUGAAGUGUGCACUUUCCCCUUUAACUUCUUGAGAAAGUCUUAUACUGAUUGCACAACUGAAGGCAGGACUGAUGGCAGGAAAUGGUGUGCCACUACAAGCGAUUACGACAAAGAUAAGAAAUGGGGCUUCUGCUCUAAUGCUCAAAGAGGGAAAAGGCAGUCGUCCAUUUUGUUCUCAUGUGACCGAACAGCUGGUCGCGGGAGACCUCAACUAAUGAGCGAAUUCCAAGGUUGCUCUGCCAUCUUCCAGUGGCGAACAAACAUGGUGUGCCCACCCAAAAAGAUGGAGUGCAAGCUGGCAGGCCGACACCAGACAUAUGACCUGCGCACUCUCUCCUCUCUCACACUGCCCUGGCAAUUCAGCCAUAAUCAAGAUUUGUACUACUUUAAUCUUUGCCAGGCGAUCCAUGGAGGCCUGACAAGAUGCCCAGAGGAAGCCGCCGUAUGUCGCAGACAUGCCAGUGGGAAAACUGAGACUCUCGGCCGUGUGCACACGCAGACCAUGGAGUUAAUCGAUGGAAAGAUCCUGGUCAAUUAUUCCAUGGGCGACGAUGUGUGCAAAAACCAACGGUCAGCCAAAACUAUCAUACAGCUGACGUGUGGAAGCACAGUGGGGCAUCCGAAAUUACUGCGGGAGGAUAAAGCAGCAUGUGAGUUUUGGGUGGAGUGGGAGACUCGAUCUGCAUGUGCUGUGAAACAGGAGGAAGUGGAGAUGGUCAAUGGAACCAUCAAAGUACCAGAGACAGGAGCCACUGUUAGUUUGGGAGCGCUUUAUUACCGUUUCCACAAUGCAACAGGAGAUAUCCGUCCUAAUGGAGACCGUUAUAUUUACCACAUCCAGCUGUCAGGCAUCACUGACAGCUCCAUAACUAAGUGCCUGGGCGCCAAUAUCUGUCAGGUCAAGAUUAAUGACAGUUACCGCAGAAAAAUCGGCUCCUCCAGCAAAGCCAAGUACUAUAUCAAAGGUGCAAACCUUGACGUACUGGUUCCAUCUGAAUCGGUAUGUGGGCGUGACAAAACCAAAACAGUGUCCUCGACCAUCCUGUUCCACUGCAGCACCACGGCAGGAGAGGGCAUACCAGAAUUCCUGCUGGAGACGGAUGGCUGCCAAUAUCUGUUUGUAUGGCACACCUCUGCCAUCUGUAACUUUUUUUCGACCAGCAUUAUGGACCAGAGGGAGGAGCAGUCUGGCUUGUCUGGGCGGAGUCAAGCUUUAGGGGUGGUGCUUAGUCUGCUGCUGAUUGUGCUCUCAAUCUGUUUGCUUGUUCUGCUGCUUCACAAACGAGACAGGAGGUAAAAGAAAAUCAACUUCUACAGAUAUUGUGCCCAUUGCAGCUGCAUUAAAGGUGCACCAAGUAAAUAUUUAAAUUUUUUCACAAGCCGAAGUAACAGUGGUCUUGAAUUUAAUACUGCCGUUAAGGCAGAAAACACGCAAAACAUUUUGGUUACCAGUACCAUUGUAGAAAUGUCAUAUUCGCAGGCAGAUAAAGGCAGGAGUAUUCAGCCGGUUAUGUGACCUUAAAAUUGUCAAUGAGUAAAAUGAAUCCACUUUUAUUAGGCUACUGAUUUUUCUGUAAUUUAAAUGCAGUGUUGUGAGAGAACUUUAAAUAUUACAAACAUUUGUCAAAAGUACUAUUUCUUUAGGUAAAACAUUUUUGAUUUUUGGAAUUCCUUCUGCAGAUAAACUGCUGGUCGGACUGUUUAGACUGAAACACAUUUUCCAAAAUCAGAUGUAAAGACAUAUAAAUGUGGUUUGGAUCAGGAUUGUAAGAAUUGUAUUUCAUGUGGGUUUAUUUAUUUAUUUUUUUUUAAAUGUUUCUGUUUAGACUAAAAAAGCAAAACCGAUUUCCAGAUAUGGCAAAAAAAAAAUAUAUAUUUUUGGUCUGAACUCGAUUUUAAGAUGAAAGACUGAUCGUCUGUUUAGGCAUGUAAAAAGCCAUAUGUCUGCUUAGAACCGUACAGUUGAGCUCACAAAAAAAAAAAAAAAAAAAACCUUUACAAGGCAAUUUAUUUUUGAGAGAUGCAUACAUUUGCUCAACCAUGUUGCAAGAGUUGUAGUCAGCGGGCAUCUAAGGUUGCCAGGUUUCCAGAAAUGAUUUGCCAAAAUGUUCUUCUCACGUGGGCAGUUGAGGUACAACUGUACAUCGGUUCUGUUUGACAGCAUGAAGUAUUUUUUUCUCUCUCUCUGGCUCAACAUACAGUACAUUGAAGUAGUUUGUUGUCUUAUCAAUUCUGAAAAUGUAUUUCACACCUAUAUGGUCGCCAAAUAAACCCACAACAGUUCUGUAUGUUUGUCUGUAACUCGCUUCACCUGAGAAGGCACUUUCAAGCUGAGGUUCAGUACAGCAGACCUGUGUCAUUAAAAAAGCUUGUUUAGUACUUUGCACUUUGGUGGAUGUUUUUGUUCUGUCCUUUAGGGCAGAAGGUGGACAGUGGGCUUGACUGCUAUUGGUCAUUAUAGGUUUUCCCAUUUGCUUAUUGAAAAUGUCUGAAUCUGCUGUAUUGAUUAUCAUAUGGUACAAUUCUCCAAAGUCUUUGAAGAGAAGGUCCCUGGAUCCUUAACUGAUGUAUUUUUUUCUGAUUGAGACUGGCUCUUCUGAGACUAGUAUUUGUCAUGUUUUACUGUGUUUUGUUUGGGUAUUUAAUUUGUUUAUGCUAAGAUAUUAUGAGAUUUUCUAAAUAAAAUGAUCAGCUCCUCA